CAAUGUAGUGUAACAGUAUUUUAAGGCCAAAUUUCUUAUAACUUGUACAAAAUCUGCAAGUUUUUAGACCCUGAAUAAACAUAGUAUACAUAUUUUUUUUUAGCAAAUUAAUGAAAUAUUUCGCUUUCUUCCACUCAUAAAUGAACAAAAAUAAAUAAUAAAAAUUGAUUUCUUAACCACUCCCAACCCAUCCAUAUUCCAUAACUAACGUGCAUAUAUACAAGGGCUUCCAAAAUAAUCUGCCAUGCCUGCAAAAUAAACCUAACCAUGUAUAUUUAUACGACUAGUUAUUACUAAUUACUAAUAUGGAAUUAUCUUAAUAAGAAAUGACGAUGUAUAAGUCCAAGUGUUGUUUUCUUCUUCUAAUUAGCUAUUAUUUGCUUCAAUGGUAUUGUACCACUGUUACCUGCAAUUGUGUUGCUCCGGAGGAUCCAAUCAAAUGCUCCUCCGGCAACUCCAACUGUAUCAUCACAAACUCUCAAGAGUCCUUCCCUGAUCGAAGCAUCUGUCGGGCAGCUGAUGUCGUCUAUCCUACCACCGAAGCUGAGAUCAUCUCAGCUGUGUCUACUGCAACGAUGAAAAAGAGAAAGAUCAAGGUAGCAACCAGAUAUAGUCACAGUGUUCCAAAGUUGGUGUGUCCUGAUGGGGAAGACAGUCUAGUCAUAAGCACAAAAAAACUGAAUGAAGUACUGAAAGUGGAUAAGGAGGCUAAAACCAUUACAGUGCAAAGCGGCAUGACGCUAAAGCGGCUGAUAAAGGAGGCGGCCAAGUACAAGCUAGUAUUGCCCCAUACACCAUACUGGUGGGGCCUUACUGUUGGUGGGAUGCUCGGAACAGGUGCUCAUGGAAGCUCAUGGUGGCUGAAAGGAAGUGCGGUUCAUGACUAUGUUGUGGAACUUAGGAUCAUUAGUCCAGGCGGUGAUGAAGAUGGGUAUUAUAAGAAUCGUACGCUUAAGGAAGGUGAUGAUGAUGAUCUUAAUGCAGCUAAAGUCUCACUUGGGGUUCUAGGAGUCAUUUCUCAGGUAACGUUCAAAUUGGAGCCUCUCUUUAAGAGAUCAAUUACUUUAGAGGAAACCAAUGACGACAGUGGCUUAGGGGAGGAGGCCUUAAAUUUUGGCAAAAAACAUGAAUUCGGAGACAUAACAUGGUACCCUAGCCAACACAAAGUAAUGUAUCGUAUUGACGAUAGAGUUCCCUCCACAACUCCCGGCAAUGGUGUCAAUAACUAUCUCCCUUUCCAGUCAAUUGCAGCAUCUCUGUUGGUAGCUAGCAGAAAAAUAGAGGAGUUGGCAGAAGCUAUUAACUAUGCUGAUCUGAAAUGUUUCGGGGGAAAGGCGGUAUCAGCCACACUGAAGGGCAUGGCAUUCGGAUUAACCAACAAUGGUAAGAACUUUAAAGGCUACCCUGUAAUCGGUUAUCAAAAUAAGCUUCAAGCAUCAGGAGGAUGCUUAACUCCAGGGUCUUGUUUACUCAAAUCAUAUUGCCCGUGGGAUCCAAGAAUUGACGGCGAAUACUUUUUCAUCCAGGGAUUUAGUAUAGGAAUCUCCAAAGUGAAGAACUUCAUUCAAGAUGUACAAAAACUAGUUGAACUAGAGCCAAAAUCACUAUGCGGCUUAGACAUGUACAAUGGCAUACUAAUGAGAUAUGUUAGCGCCUCUACAGCCUAUCUUGGAAAGGAUGAAGAUGGAAUAGACUUUGAUAUUCCCUUUUAUCGAAGCAAAGACCCUAUGGCUCCUAGGAUGUUCGAGGACAUACUCGAGGAAACCGAGCAGAUGGCUAUGUUUAAGUACAGGGGAAUGCCUCACUGGGGAAAGAAUAGAAAUGUAGCCUUUGAAGGCGCGAUCAAGAAGUACAAAGACAAUGAAAAGUUCUUAGAUGUCAAGCAGAGAUACGAUCCCUCGGGUUUGUUUUCAAACGAUUGGACAGACCAAGUAUUGGGGCUUAAAGAAGGAUUGAGCAUUUACAAAGAAGGAUGUGCACUCGAAGGGCUAUGUAUAUGCUCUGAGGACAUUCAUUGUUCUCCUAAAAAGGGGUACUUUUGUAAACCAGGAAGGGUCUACAAAGAAGCAAAGGUUUGCAGAAAAGUAAAAUCUAUUGGCAUUAUUUGAAUUUACAGUCCAGUCCUAAGCUUGUUACAUAGAUAAAAUUGUACCAAAUUCAGUAAUCAAUACAAGAAAUUAGCAUUGUUAACAAUUGUCUUAACACAGACACAAUUCAAUCUAAGAAACUUUUUGCAAAUUUGAUUAUUUCUUGAAAUAAAAUUAUGUUGGAGGUUGUCAUUGUAUGAAAAUGUAAUAAAAACAGUGAAUUGAAUCUAUUAUCAACAAAGUAUUACUAGGGCUGUAUAAUUAUCACAAAUUACAUAAAUGGUUAAUUGAUUAUUUUGAUGAAUAUUUUACUAUGAAGAGUACAUACUCACAUUCAUGUGUACUUAUAUAUAUACAAGAAAUUACACUGCAACAACAGCAAAUUAUAUUGCAUAUACUGAUAUAGUGAUAUACAUAAACUCCUAACUAUAUUUCCAUUGUGUAAAGUGAAGGGCAAAAUAGGAAGAAAAAACGAACUCACGCAGAGUGGCAGUUUUA
Messenger RNA from Chenopodium quinoa (quinoa), 2585 nucleotides. RefSeq names its product probable L-gulonolactone oxidase 4. The record is from RefSeq and is a predicted model, not a curated record. Bases 327 to 2108 code for a protein of 593 amino acids. NCBI's taxonomy places the organism in Eukaryota, Viridiplantae, Streptophyta, Magnoliopsida, Caryophyllales, Amaranthaceae. Gene Ontology annotation, molecular function: FAD binding; D-arabinono-1,4-lactone oxidase activity. Gene Ontology annotation, cellular component: membrane. The transcript has 5 exons.